UGCUCCGCAGGCUGCUGGGCGGUGACGGGACCCCACACUGUGCGGGGAUUCCUUGGGGGGUCCCUCUCGGUGCGCUGCAGGUACGAGGCCGGCCACGAGAUGAACCCGAAAUUCUGGUGCAAACCAGCAACACUUUUUUUUACCUGUGAUGAUGACAUCGUCAUCACCUCGGAGCAGCGGCCCGUGGUGCGGCAGGACCGAUUGUCCAUCUGGGACAAUCGCACACAGCGGGUGUUCACGGUCACCAUGAAGGGCCUGGCCAAGGGGGAUGCGGGCACCUACCUCUGCGGUGUGCGAACGCCCUUCCUCCAUCGUGAUGAGAGUCACCGUGUGGAGGUGAUGGUGUUCCCAGGUCCUCCUUCCUCCUCCCCAGCAUUGCCCUGCACCCAGACCACUGAGCACCCCAUUCUCACUAGCUCUGUAUCAGUCCCCACACAGACAACUCCCCAGGAGGAAGCUGCGCGACCGGGAUCAAAACUCUCCCACGACGAAGGUUCCAGCCUUCCACACUUGGACCUGGUUCAGCACAUCCUCACUCCAGCCAUUGUAGUGGUUCUUCUUUUGCUUGUGGUUGCUGGUGGUGUUCUGGUAAUGCUGUCCAGGAAGAAGAAGAAGAAGGUUCCUGGGUCCAUCACCGAGACCUCCACCAAGGAGUUCUCCUUCCCCCGAGGGAGCAGUGGGACUGUCCCGCAGUCUGAUACCCGCGGGAGCGGGGAAUGGCGGCUCUCAGGAUGGGGAGCGGAUGCCUUGACCUACGUGGACAUUAACCACCGCACGGACACAGCCGAGAGCCAGUUGUACAGCAAUGCCAACGCUUUCCGCGGCUUGGCAAACAACACAACCGAAUAUGCGGAGGUCAAGCAGAGCAAUAAGCGUUUGGAAAAAGAAAAAGAGGCUGCAUACACCAGCAUGCAGGAUUCCCUGCUGGAGCAGCAGGAGAUCUACGUCAACGUGCCAUCAGCCCCACAGCCCAGAGGAGAGCUCUACAGGGCAGCGCAGAGGGUGUGA
Messenger RNA from Pelecanus crispus (Dalmatian pelican), 1008 nucleotides. The record is from RefSeq and is a predicted model, not a curated record. NCBI's taxonomy places the organism in Eukaryota, Metazoa, Chordata, Aves, Pelecaniformes, Pelecanidae.